AUAAAAGACAAGAUUCAUGUUUGAGUUUCUUGAAAGGAUUAUGCUGCAGGAUCUGAUGAUUUUUGUAUUUAACCAUUGUGUAUGUCUCAAUUCCACAUUGCUGAGCUGGCAAGAAGAGAAGCACUUAGGAAGCUUGCGGUACCAUCUCUUCAUGAUUUCUCUUAUGAGACAGACCCUGGAUUUAACUUAACAAUAAACACAAGGUUUACUGCAGUGGGUGGUUUUUUGUUUGUGUUUUUUUGUGUGGGUGAUGACUGACAUCUAGUGGUUGAGUUGUUUUAAACACCACUUACCCUGUCCAUGGUGCUGAACAUCAAAGACUGAUCUUAUCCGAGCUGCACAACAACAAUACAACGAUAUGGCAUCUUCACAACUGUGUACAUGAUCUGUAGAUCUAAAACGCAAUAGGUGCUUAAUUUGAUCACAGUCAUCAGAGUCCAUCUUUUCUGAUUUAAAUCAGUUUAUCUAUGGGGAAUACCGCUGGAAUUUACCUUUGAGGCGGUACAGUCAUGUUUGGUUCUCAGAAUAUUCCACUACACCAAAAAAAAAAAAAAAAAAAAAAGACCCUGGGAGGGCAAAGCUCAAGAAAGAGCCAGCGUGUUCUGCUGCAACUGCAAACACAUACACAGCAAAACUGUGAAAACGAUGACAAUUUCUGUAUAAAAAGUAACCAACAUACCACACGUCUAUUUAGGAAGAAAUAAAAUGGAGAAAAAAAAGAGCAUAAAGAAGUGAAUCUAAUUAUAUUUUCCUCCUGGGGGAAGUUUUUUACGCCCUCUGACAACUGAGAAUUUAAAGUAAUUUAAACUUCAAUAAUUUAUUAUUCAAUAACAAAUUAACUUCAAUAAUUCAUGUCUACUCGUAGAAAGUUGCUCAGAGAUGUUUUGGUUUGAUCCAGAGGCAUUUUUUUUUUCAUGCCAGUCAACGAAACAGAGCAACAAAAUGAAAGAAUGGUAGGAAAAUCUUCCCUUCUUUGUCAGUUUGUUUCUUUUGCUCUCUAUUUCUUUUUCUUUUUUUUUAAACACUCAGACACUGCUUGAUUAAAAGAUGUCUCUGCAGACAUUUCAUUGUAAUGUUAUGUUGUUGUUUUUUUUUCCUUUUUCAUGUAGUUUGAACUCCAGUCAAUGCUGACCCGGGACAGAGGCUGAAUAUGUUCUCCCUGCCACAGUAAGACCAAAAGCGUCCUGACAAGUGUCAGAAACAAAUGUUUGACUAUUGGAUAUUGAUCUAAAGGGUGGCCCCCCUUCCCUGUCAAGGCCCCUGAAGGCCUCCUCCAAUCACCUUUCUGUUUCCAGUCUUUAUAUGAAUAUGCAUGAGCCCCUGACAGCCCUGGGACCUUGCACCGUGUAGCAGGAAAGCUGCAGUGGACUUAGCUGCCUUGUUUUGACGGCGGCUCCCUCUGAGGAAAGGACUCCAACGUUCACCCUUUCCUACUCCUGGGAAGAUCAUGGCUGGGUUUGCAGGCAUUAAAGGGUCUUUUCUGGUGGUGAUCCUGCAGCUUGUUCUCCUCUGCUUCUCUCAAACGAAUCAAGGGCCCUCUGGCCCACCUGGACCCCCAGGAGUCCCAGGAGUCCCAGGAGUUGAUGGCAUAGCUGGUGAACGGGGGUUAGACGGCCAGGACGGUUUUCCUGGCCCUGAUGGGGAUGCAGGUAAACCCGGUUCUUCAGGGUUACCCGGAAUUCCUGGAAAUGAUGGUUUGACCGGCCCUGUUGGGGACCCUGGGCCUGACGGUCCCCCGGGACAGAAAGGUGAACCUGGAAAGUCCGGACCUCGCGGAGCUGCUGGUGUUGGGCCUGAUGGAUCCCCUGGACCACCUGGGCCUGGAGGACUUCUGGGUGAACUGGGAAAAGUUGGACCUCCUGGAGCAAUGGGUGUGAGAGGGCCACAAGGACCCCGUGGACCAUCGGGGCCCAGAGGUGCAGCUGGGAUGCUUGGUACUUCCGACCUGUGUCCAAACUCUUGUCCACCUGGCACCCCUGGGCAUCCUGGUCUACCUGGUAUGAAGGGUCACAAAGGCGUGAAAGGUGAAGCAGGAGAACCUGGGAAACAGGGACACAAGGGUGAGGAAGGAGACCAGGGAGGUCCAGGAGACGUUGGGUCCCAGGGUCCAGCGGGCCCACAGGGAAUACGUGGAGCCACGGGAAUGAUGGGCCCCAAGGGGGAAAUAGGAGCUCGAGGUCCUGACGGAGAUCCAGGUCCACAGGGAGUUGCGGGGGCGACUGGAGACAGGGGUCAAAGAGGAGUGAUGGGGGAACCUGGGAUUAAAGGUGAAAUGGGUGCUUUAGGGCCACGGGGGAUCACAGGGCUUCCAGGUCCAAAAGGAGAAGCUGGAUUACCCGGUGUUGACGGCCGUGAUGGCAUUCCUGGGCUGCCGGGUGCAAAGGGAAACAUCGGCAGGCCGGGCGUUCCUGGAGAGAUUGGACUUCAGGGGCUUCCUGGUUUGCCUGGAACACCUGGACCAAAAGGGUUGAGUGGCCCAAAGGGAGAUGCUGGGAAGCCUGGGUUUCCUGGGUCAUUGGGAUCAGCUGGAAAACAAGGUGAAAGGGGAGAACAGGGAGAAGUGGGACCCAUCGGACCCAUCGGUGAGCCUGGCAAUCCUGGAGAGCAAGGUCCUGUAGGUCCAGCUGGCAAGCCAGGUGCAAGGGGACCAAAAGGUGAUCCUGGUCUUCCUGGUCUCCCAGGGCCCCCAGGCCUGCCUGGAGUGAAGGGAGAAAGGGGUGAGCGUGGAGAAGCAGGACCCAAAGGAGAACAAGGGGCUCAAGGUGAUGAGGGAAAUCCUGGAGAGCUAGGGGAACUUGGAGAUGCUGGGGAAUCUGGACCAAAAGGAGAGGCUGGUAUUCCUGGUGAACCUGGCAAAAGGGGUCCUGAGGGAAGUCGAGGCCAGCCUGGCAUCGAGGGCCCCCCUGGCACACCUGGACCACGAGGCAUGCAGGGGAACAGAGGUCCUCGGGGGGUCCGAGGGUCUCAGGGGCCUGCGGGCAAGGAGCCCAGCGAUCAGCACAUCAAGCAAGUCUGCAUGCGAGUUAUGCAAGAGCAGCUGGCUCAGUUAGCUGCUAGUCUAAGGAGGCCAGAGUCUGGCAUUGCAGGUUUACCGGGAAAACCUGGCCCUCCUGGGUCUCCGGGACCCCCAGGAGACAACGGUUUUCCAGGGCAAGCUGGAGCAAGGGGCCUUCCAGGACUCAAAGGACCACCAGGGCCAAUGGGAAAUAAAGGUCCCAAAGGUGACAUGGGAGAUAGAGGUUCCAGAGGGCCCACUGUACGGGGACCUAAAGGCCAGUCAGGACCUCCUGGGCUUCCAGGAGAGCCAGGGAAACCUGGGUAUGGUCAAGAUGGUCAGGAUGGGCAGAGGGGACCUCCUGGCGUGCCAGGACAGCCUGGCGUGCCUGGUCCUCCUGGUCCAGCCGGCCUGAACGGCUACUGUGACCCGUCAGCCUGCAACCUCCAGGCAGGAGCUGUCCAGCAGUCUCUGGAUGUGAAGGGACCUGCAGGGAACUAAGAGCCACUCUGGCAGAGACACAAAGACUGCUGGAUUAUCUCCCCGAGCACACAGCAUUUGUCACGCUCUCCUCCCAGGGGCCGUCGUCGCCGUGGUGUCUUUGAUACAUUAACCUCUUUGUGUGAGCAUGUUUCCUGCCAAUAACAUCUCCAUCAAAAGGAGUCAUCAUCUUUGAGUUGUGAAAAAAAAAAAAGGGCUUGUUUCGUUUUGCUUUUCUGGAUGAGAGGUGAUUAAAUAAACCCAGAACUGGGCUCACCUCUCUAAAUGAAAUGAUCAAAAAAUAUAUAUUGUUUAUCCCAUUUUCCUUUUAUCCCAUCCUCUCUUUAUGUGCCUCGUUUUGAGAUUUCUCUUCCCGUUUCACACAGAACAGCUCACAUAAUCCCCCAGUGCCAAUCAGCUUAUUGUGAUUUUGCGUCAUUUUCUCUUAUGAUGUCGUCUUUGUCAAAGGACAAUCAAAGGCGAAUCUGCUAAAAGUCCAAACAUCUGAUUUCCUGCCUGACUGCUUUAUGAGCCAAUAAAACAGAGAGAGGCUGAAAAUCUCAUAAAGUCACACUGACUUUAGUACAUUUUGUAAAUCUGUAAA
Poecilia latipinna (sailfin molly) is the source of this 4079-nucleotide messenger RNA. It is a transcript of the gene col9a1b, whose product is annotated as collagen, type IX, alpha 1b. The transcript is spliced from 33 exons. The coding region runs from base 1448 to 3496 and encodes 682 amino acids. The record is from RefSeq and is a predicted model, not a curated record. Lineage: Eukaryota; Metazoa; Chordata; Actinopteri; Cyprinodontiformes; Poeciliidae.